Messenger RNA from Caenorhabditis sp. 36 PRJEB53466, 1034 nucleotides. Lineage: Eukaryota; Metazoa; Nematoda; Chromadorea; Rhabditida; Rhabditidae. The record is from the annotation of a GenBank genome assembly.
AUGCUGAAACUGCUCACGCUGUUCUGCGUGCUCUACACCGUCCAUGGCUUGGUCCUCCCGGCCACCAGUAAGUGUUCAUAGUCCUCCUUCCCCUCACACGUUUCUUUUCUUCUCCAGUGCUCGCCAGCUACACGGAUGACUUUGCCCGCAACAAGAUGCUCGCGCUCGCGUCGGCCGCCUACGCCUCCAAUCCCCAACACUGUCUCGAUUCGAAGUUCACCAACGCCCAGCUGAAGCGUCAGAUUUACGUGAAGAAUUGCGCGCUGCUCAGCAACGACGUGUGCUCCGGCUACACGGCCGUGCUUCACGACGACAAGGCGAUCGUGGUCAGCUUCCGUGGAACUCAGGGCUUCCUCCAACUGAUUUCGGAGGCCAACAAGAGUGUUUUCGAGAGUCAGAUGGCUUGGGUGGCCGGAGGAAAGGUGUCCAAGUACUUUGGAGACGCAUUCACCAAGGUUUGGACGUCGGGAAUGAAGGACGACUUCGCCGCGCUUCUCGCUCAGAAUCCCGAUUAUGAAGUUUGGGUAAGAUAACACUAUUUGCAUUGUGUCGAAUUGCGUCAGCGAGCGAUACGAUAAGAAGUGCCAUCUUUUGCCACAGAAGUCACAAAAGAGCUUGUUCAGGUGGCUGGCCACUCUCUCGGAGGAUCGCUCGCUUCCCUCGCCGCCUCCUACGUCAUCGGCACGAAAGUCGUCGACGGAUCGCGCGUGAAACUCGUCACCUACGGAGAGCCACGCACCGGAAACAAGGAUUACGCGCACGCGCACGACGCCCAACUCGCCUUCUCCUACCGUGUCACCCACAAUCGCGACGUCGUGCCACACGUUCCGAACGAGGACUACAUGGGAUACUAUCACAACAAGUACGAGGUCUACUACCGCGAGACGAUGAAGGCCGGCGCCAAGUACACGCUGUGCGACGGCGAUGAGGACAACAGCUGCUCGGACGGACUGUGGAUCACCACUUCGAUCGACGAUCAUUUGCACUAUUUCGAGCACGAUGUCAGCGAUUGGGGAGAGAAGGGGUGCAACUGA